Messenger RNA from Helianthus annuus (common sunflower), 621 nucleotides. RefSeq lists its product as uncharacterized. The transcript has a single exon. Lineage: Eukaryota; Viridiplantae; Streptophyta; Magnoliopsida; Asterales; Asteraceae. The record is from RefSeq and is a predicted model, not a curated record. The coding region runs from base 1 to 621 and encodes 206 amino acids.
AUGCCUCCUCGACGAGAUGCACAACCUCAAACCAACGAAGAAAUCGCAGCCCUUGUCACUCAGCAGAUGGCUGCUGUACUUCCGAACAUAGUAACUCAGGUUCAUCAGAUAUACAACAACAAUAACAACAACAACGCCCAGUGUAAUUUCCAGACCUUUAAUUCAGCCAAACCGCUAAAAUUUUCUGGGUCUGAAGGAGCAACCGUUCUCUUACAAUGCUUUGAAAGUAUAGAAAGCACAUUCCGCCAUAUUCAAUGUCCUAAUGAGCGCAAGAUAUAUUUUGCUUCGAGUAUCUUUCAAAGGAGAGCACUCACUUGGUGGAAUGGUAUUAUGAGAGACCGAGGUGCCGAUGUAGCAAUGGAAUUAACAUGGGAAGAUCUUAAAGAUCUUAUGAAGAAAGAAUUCUGCCCACGAAGCGAAAUGCGGGCACUUGAAGAUGAGUUCUAUUAUCUAAAACUGGAUAGUGAGGAAAACCGUGCCUACACUGACCGAUUUGAACAGUUAAGCCUACUUUGCCCCACUAUGGUCACACCUUUGGAUCGGGCCAUUGAGAAAUACAUCGAUGGUUUACCUGACCCUGUGUCACAGCCUCCGAUCCCACCCUCGAAGCAAGAGCCGUGA